Parathielavia appendiculata is the source of this 788-nucleotide messenger RNA. RefSeq lists its product as uncharacterized. NCBI's taxonomy places the organism in Eukaryota, Fungi, Ascomycota, Sordariomycetes, Sordariales, Chaetomiaceae. The coding region runs from base 373 to 708 and encodes 111 amino acids. The record is from RefSeq and is a predicted model, not a curated record. The transcript has a single exon.
AUGGAGAGUAUCGGAGGCUCGGCAGUUCUGUCUCUGGCUCAUGUCGUCGUUGCAGAUGUGACGGUGCACUCGGAGCGCGGCCAGUUCCUGGCGCCCCUGCUGACGGCUACCAACAUCGGGCCCUGCAUUGGACCGAUCAUUGGCGGCGGAGCUGUACUCACCGCGGGGGACCGAAGAGGGUGCUUCCGGGCGCUGUUGAUCUUCGGUACGUCGGCCAUGCUGCUCAUUGGCUUUGCAUAACCCAAAACCGGACGCAACGUGGUGGGAAACGGUGCUGUACCGGCCAAGGGUCUUUGGAAGACGUGGUGGAGUCUAUUGUUGGCUUGGAAGAGGGAGAGAAGUGGGCGGAAUGGGGGGCAGGGGCCAGGACAAAUGUCUUUGAUGUCGAGCAACAAGCCACAGUCCCAGUCUCAAAGAGAAGGGCAAAGCCUCAGCGGAAGAGCGACCCAACAUCAACACCGGCAAGACCGGCCGGGGGACAUUCACCAUCCCCAACCCUCUCCCACCCCUCCGCAUCGUCUUCCGGCCCGACAGUUUUCUGACCCUCUGGCUCGCCGGCUGCCCGUAGGGUUGUGGUUCUGCGUCCAAGCCUCGAUGACGCCCGUCUUCACCCACACGUACGGCCUGUUUGAUGCCGCCGGCUGCAUCCUAGCCGUAGUUGCGUUGCGGAGAUGGGGACGUGGUUGGCGGGACAAGCGAGUGAAGUGACUCCAGAUCAGAGACGCAGAGACGCGGAUAGACUUUAGAGUUGCAAUGUGGAGCUGAAGAUGAAUACGGAUACGACCCCG